Molecule: messenger RNA, 3924 nt
Organism: Seminavis robusta
Lineage: Eukaryota; Bacillariophyta; Bacillariophyceae; Naviculales; Naviculaceae
Source: the annotation of a GenBank genome assembly
AAUAUUUCGAGGUUUCCAAAAUGGCUAAAUAACUCGCUUCAGAUUCUUGAUUAAACUCCAGCUCUAAUGGAUUUCUUCAAGCCCUUCCACGUGGAAUGCCUCCAUCGGUCUGAUCUUUCGUCGGCUUCGAAAGCUCCGAAACAUGCCCAUCAUUUUCUUGCGGUAACAGAAGCAGGAGCUGGUUUCAUUGUAGUUGCAGCGUUGCAGCAGUUAGUAAGGACUCAAGUAAAACCUUACAAAGAAGAAGAUAAGAGAAUAAUUGGAAGAAGAAGAGAAAGAAGAAGAACGAGAGAGCAAAAUGUCUCUCCCUCCCACGCUAGAUUUUGCCAAGGCAGAAGAAGAGAUCUGCAAAAAGUGGAGCGAGGAAGAAACCUUCAAGACCCAAGAUAAGCUGAGUUUGGAGCGUGGUGAUGAGGAGUACACGUUCUACGAUGGACCGCCCUUUGCGACUGGGUUGCCCCAUUAUGGGCACAUUUUGGCUGGAACCAUCAAGGAUACCGUCACUCGUUACGCGGUCAUGUCUGGCAAACACGUAGAGAGGCGUGCUGGAUGGGAUUGUCAUGGUCUUCCCGUGGAGUAUGAGAUUGAUCAAAAACUGAAGAUUACACACCGAGAUCAAGUGCUGGAAAUGGGCGUCGACAAGUACAACGCCGAAUGCCGAUCCAUCGUCACCCGAUACACGAAGGAAUGGGAAUCGACCGUCACUCGGCUAGGAAGAUGGAUUGACUUUGAGAAUGAUUACAAAACGAUGGAUCCUACGUUUAUGGAAAGUGUCUGGUGGGUAUUUCAGCAGCUCUUUGAAAAGAACUUGGUCUACCAGGGGUACAAAGUCAUGCCCUACAGUACUGCGUGUUCGACCCCCCUUAGUAACUUCGAGGCUGGUCUGAACUACAAGGAUGUCCAUGAUCCAGCCAUUGUCGUCAGCUUUCCCGUGGUCGGUGAAGAGGACGUUUCUUUCAUUGCUUGGACAACUACGCCCUGGACACUCCCCUCGAACUUGGCCUUGUGUGUCCACCCCACCAUGGAUUACGUCAAGGUUCUAGAUAAAAAGGCCGAAAAGACGUACAUCAUGGCAAAGGCUCGUCUACCUCAGCUCUUCCCCAUCAUGAACAAUAAGAAAAAGUGGAAGCCGGCCAUGGCGGAUGACUUGUACGAAAUCAAGGCAGAAAUGAAAGGACAGGAGUUGGUGGGCAAACGAUACAAGCCCCUCUUUGACUUUUUCGCCGAUACUCCCGAGGCAAGGAAUUACUGGCAAGUAGUGUCGGAUACCUACGUUACGGAUGAUGCCGGUACGGGUGUGGUUCAUCAAGCACCGGCUUUUGGAGAAGACGAUUACCGUGUCUGCCUGGCCAGUGGAAUUAUCAUCAAGGGAGGGGAAAUCCCUUGUCCCGUAGAUGCCAGUGGAAUGUUUACCGACCCUGUCAGUGUCGUCAAGGGCCAACACGUCAAGAAAGCCGAUGCCGAACUCAUCAAAAUCCUCAAGGAGGAUGGACGGUUGGUCCAAAAGGGAGAUUUGCUUCACUCGUAUCCAUUUUGUUGGCGAUCCGACACUCCGCUCAUAUACAAGGCUGUGCCUUCGUGGUUUAUCAAGGUGGAAGAAAUUCGCGACAAAAUUGUGGACAACAACAAAAAGACCUACUGGGUGCCUGCCAAUGUCAAGGAGGUACGAUUCCACAAUUGGCUUUCGGAAGCACGAGAUUGGGCUGUUUCCCGAAAUCGAUUCUGGGGAACACCCAUCCCCAUCUGGGCCAACGAUGACUUGACUGAAACCAUCUGCGUGGGAAGUAUCGAUGAGUUGGAGAAAUUAUCGGGAGUUCGUGUGGAUGAUCUGCACAAGGACGUGGUUGACAAGAUCACUAUUCCCUCCAAAAAGAACCCUGGCACUGUCUUGAAUCGAGUCGAAGAGGUGUUUGAUUGUUGGUUCGAAUCUGGUUCCAUGCCGUAUGCGCAAAAGCACUAUCCAUUUGAAAACAAAGAGGCCUUUGAAAAGGGAUUCCCCGCUGACUUUAUUGCCGAAGGUUUGGAUCAGACGCGAGGUUGGUUCUACACCUUGAUGGUGCUUUCCACUGCUCUGUUUGAACAACCUGCCUUCAAAAACUUGAUUGUGAACGGUCUUGUUUUGGCCGGGGACGGUAAAAAGAUGUCCAAGCGAUUGAAGAACUAUCCCGAUCCCACACUUGUCAUUUCAAAGUACGGUGCGGAUGCCCUCCGUAUGUACUUGAUCAAUUCACCGGUUGUUCGGGCGGAACCAUUGAAGUUCCAGGAGCCAGGAGUGCUGGGCGUGGUCAAGGAAGUGUUCUUGCCAUGGUACAACGCUGUGCGCUUCUUCUUGCAAAACGUGGACAGGUGGGAAAAGAACGGACAGAAGUUUGUGCCUUCUCCUGAAAAGGUAAAAGCAACCACCAACCCUACGGACAUUUGGGUCUCGGCAGCAACUCAAGGGCUCAUCAAAUAUGUCCAUCAGGAAAUGGGAGCGUACAGACUCUACACCGUAAUGCCUGCGUUGGUCAAGUUUGUGGAUCAGCUGACCAACUGGUAUGUUCGCCUGAACCGUGACCGUCUCAAGGGACUAGAGGGAGAAAACCCCACCGAGGAGGCAGAGACCGGCCUGCAAGUGCUGUUUGACGUGCUUCUUGACGCAACCACUAUAAUGGCCCCUUUCACUCCGUUCAUCACUGAAUUCUUCUACCAGCGACUGCGAAAGUACUUGCCGUCGUACAAAGAUGCUGAAAACGGAGGCGGAAAGUCCAACCCUGUUCUGCCCGGGAAGAGCGACUCAGUUCACUUCUUGAGACUCCCAGCGUACGAUGAAAGCCGCCUCAACGAGAAGGCCGUUGAAUCGAUGGAAGCUCUUCAAGCCAUUGUAGAGCAAGGGCGAACAUGUCGCGAGAAGCGAAAGAUUGGUUUGAGGACGCCAAUCAAGUCGGUUGUGGCCAUCCUGCGAAGCCCGCCUGAGCAUGUUGUAGAAGCUCUCUCCGGCCCACUGAAAACAUACGUACUCUCCGAGCUGAAUGCGUGGGAACUUCAGUUGGUGCCGAAGGAACAGGCACAUGAUUGGGUAACCCUCGCGUUGACACCGAACUUCAAGGCGCUCGGAAAGAAGCUAGGGAAGAAGAUGAAAGAAGUUGGCUCGGCUGUUCGAGCACUCUCACACGAUGAUGCGGUCAAGGCCCUAGACGAAGGCAAACUGGAGGUCGCCGGUAUCACACUAGAUGCCAAGACAGAGUUGGAAUCAAAAUUGUCGUUUUCGAAGCAAGGCGACAACUGGGAAGCCUUGAGUAGUCAAGACGGUUCUUUGGUGGUCGCGAUGGACUGUACCCAGGACGAAGCUAUUCUGUCGGCUGGUAAGUCUCGAGAGCUCAUUAACGGCAUCCAGACCCUACGAAAAUCUGCUGGGCUUGAGUUGGAGGACGUUGUCGAAGUGUUUUUCAAGGAGGAAGACGGAGUCACCGUUGUUGAAGAUGCAGUCGAAAAGAAUGUGCCGGUGUUUGAGGUCAAAUUCAAAGGAUCCAUUCCUCUUCCCCAACGCUUUGCUCCAAAGUGGGCAGUAACGAUCAAGUCGGAAGUUGUUGAUGUGGGUGGCUCGAACGUUGAGGUUUCCAUCUGUCGUCCCGCAGUUGCCGCUUCGGAUGCUCUGAAGGAUCCUGUUUUGGGAGUUUUCCCGACUUUGGAGCCAUCAGACUUGAAGGAGGGUCAAGACUUCACGUUCAAGAUUGACGGAACAGACCACACUCUCACCGAAGGCAAGGACUUCUGGUUGAGUUCCACUGCCAAAGCCAGAGCGACCAAGGCUGUUUCUUGGCUCUGAGCCCUACCGGUAGGAUGAAUACGGCUAGCUAGCGACAGUUAAGUUACUAAAAGCUAGCGAUAGUUAAGUUACUAAGAUCGUUUUAUAGUCAGUGAUGAAAUUGUAGCAGCCUCAAU